UUAUGCACCUCUAUACGCAGCACAAUUAAUAGUUUACAAAGAGGAAGAAACCGAUAAGAAUGUAUCUGAAUUACAGGCUGAAAAGUUGGCGAAAACAUUCGAGAUAUUUUCAUUAUUUUCCGACCAACCAAAGCAACAAAAAUAUAGAAAUAAUGGCGAAUAUUAUUUAGAAGUAGUAAAGGAGUGCAACCAACUUUUAGAAAAACAAUUAGAAGAAUAUCAAGAUCUAUUGAAUAAUCCAGUUCUCCAAAAAUUUAGGAACAGCAAUCAAUUACGUAGGUGGUGUAUUAUCGCUAUUGGUUAUGAUUUAAUUGGUGGUGUCAUAACAUUAGCCGGUUCAGCUAUUGACUCUAUCACUUCUAAAAUAGAAGAACUGGAUGAGAAGGACAUGAAGCAUUAA
Molecule: messenger RNA, 400 nt
Organism: Dentiscutata erythropus
Lineage: Eukaryota; Fungi; Glomeromycota; Glomeromycetes; Diversisporales; Gigasporaceae
Source: the annotation of a GenBank genome assembly